This is a messenger RNA of Strongylus vulgaris, 258 nucleotides long. The record is from the annotation of a GenBank genome assembly. Lineage: Eukaryota; Metazoa; Nematoda; Chromadorea; Rhabditida; Strongylidae.
AUGUUUCUACAGGGAUCACCAAAAGAUAUUUCCAACCUUUCACUAUGCAUACCAUUAAGACUUUUGAAAUGUGAAUUUGUUAUUGUUCACACAUUGACUGGUCGAUGCUGGGAUGUCUGUCUGGGUGAUCAUCGCCCACCAAGCAAGCUCGAUGGAAAAACAGCCACGUGCCUCCAGAAUUGUGUAAACCGAAUGAUCGAUGCCAGUAACUUUAUGGUUGAGCAUCUCCAAAAGAUGGAAAGUGGCAAAGGAAUAUAA